Cladocopium goreaui is the source of this 1964-nucleotide messenger RNA. Lineage: Eukaryota; Dinophyceae; Suessiales; Symbiodiniaceae. The record is from the annotation of a GenBank genome assembly.
UUGGCAUUGUUUUUGAUGCGAUAAGCAUGGCAAGCAUGAUGCCUCUGCAGCUGCGACCCUUGGGGAUACGUGCUCGGGAUACUCGAGCGCAACAAGUCGGUGCCCCGAUGCCUGCGUCUGUUGUAGCCUCGGGUGGAAGCACAAGUAGUCGAAGUAGUCUAAGCAGUCGAUGCAGUCGGUCCUGGUCUAAUCACAUCAUGAUGGGCUCCUUUGCAGCGGUGUCUUUGGCCACUUGGAGGGCACGGAGAAGUUCAUGCAUACGGAGCCAAAUUGUACGUGAGGGAACGCUGGCCAAACCAGGUGAUGCAGAAACCCCAGGCAACGCCACUGAAGCCAUUGAAGAGUGGCUGUUGAGCUUGGACUUGCCAACGCCACUGAAGCCAAUUUUAGGCAGCGGAGCUUGGGCCAGUUUUGCUGCCUCUCUGGUGCAGAUGUUCGUUGUUGCAGGGCUUUCGGCCCUUGGCACAUUGAUCGAGCAAGGUGAAGCCCCUGCCUUCUACGCCCAAAAAUAUCCCGAGUCAUCAGGCAUCAUUCUAAUGCUUGGUUUUGAUCAUAUGUACAGCUGCCCACUUUUUCUUGGGUUGUUGGCCUGGCUGGCUGCGUCACUCAUCGCUUGCACUGGAACCACUCAGCUGCCGCUGGCAAAAAGAGCGCAGCGAUUCACCUUUCACUCAUCCGCUGCAAUGAAGAGAAGAGGUACUUUUCUGAUGCGCAUGAAUUGUCCAGCGCUUGGAGAUGGCGUGCAGGUACCAGGAUCAGCUGAGCGAUUGCAACAACUUCGGACAGAGUUGAAAAACAAGGGAUUCAUCGUACGUGCCGAUGAUGAUAUCAACCCUACUCAAUUGGCAGCAUCUCGUGGUCUUCUUGGAAAGUUUGCUCCGAUGGCAGUGCACCUUGCCCUGCUACUGACUUUGCUUGGAAACACGGUGGGACUUGUGUUUGGAUCAUCCAGCGAAGUGCUGGUUGGUGACGGUGGCUAUGCAGACAUUGGAAAGGUACUGGAUGCCGGUCGGAGAAUCAAGGGUCCCCUGGCAGUUCUCAGUCCAAACAAAGGACUCCUGGAUUCUGUUUUUGUCAGAGUGGAUGACUUCCGGAUCGAGUACAAGGACGACGGGAACAUUGAUCAAUUCUACUCCAAGCUUGCCAUAGAAGAUGAGAACACGCAAAAAGAAAUGUACAGUGAUGAAAUAUAUGUGAACAAACCAUUGCGCUACGGUGGGGCAACGAUCUACCAAGCUGACUGGGCCAUCGACAGGUUGCAGCUGUUUGUGAAUGGAUUGCCUGUUGUUGUUCCUUGCAAAGCCAUACCGGCAGAUGGAGGAGAACGGUCGUGGGCUGCCUUCCUGCCGCUUGAGUUGGUGACAGCCAAGGAUCCGUCGACAGUAAAGGAGAUUGCAAAGCCCAAAGAAGGCAUUGUUUUCAUCGUGAACAACAUGCGGAAUGUACAGGUCUAUGGUUCUGACCAGACCCUUGCUGGAGUGCUUCGAUCUCCUCUGGCCAAGGUUGAGGAAUCCCUAGAAGGGAUGCCAAUCCAGUUUGGCCAGGAAAUCACUGUCGAGGGCAACAACAAGCUGCGUUUGGACAGGAUUGUUGGUGCAACUGGUCUUAUCGUCAAGAACGACCCGGGCGUACCCUUUGUCUAUGCAGGUUAUGCUCUCCUGAUGCCUGCAACCUUGCUGAGUGUACUCCCUUUCGUGCAGGUAUGGGCAGCUAUCAACAAAGAUGACGAAAAUCAGAUCCUUGUCACGGGGCGUGCGAACCGCAACCAACUGUCAUUUGAGGACGAAAUGAAGGCCACAGUUUUCUCAGUCGCCAAGUGAGCGUUGCGCGCAAGCUUUGGUAUAUAGCUGUACAGAUCACAAUUGCUUGAGCAGCUUGAGGAGCUUCGGCAUGUGGCCGCAAGUAAUUGGAAAGAAAGCUCAUGCUGGCUAGUACUGGUACCCUCACAGCAGCUGUUCUGAGAU